This is a messenger RNA of Centropristis striata (black sea bass), 2003 nucleotides long. It is a transcript of the gene znf622, whose product is annotated as zinc finger protein 622. The record is from RefSeq and is a predicted model, not a curated record. Lineage: Eukaryota; Metazoa; Chordata; Actinopteri; Perciformes; Serranidae. Gene Ontology annotation, biological process: ribosomal large subunit biogenesis. Gene Ontology annotation, molecular function: zinc ion binding; nucleic acid binding. Gene Ontology annotation, cellular component: preribosome, large subunit precursor. Bases 132 to 1511 code for a protein of 459 amino acids. The transcript has 7 exons.
AAGAAGAAGUUCAAAGUUCACGGGUUACCCUCGUGUGCUGGUUUGUGACAGAAAACCAGAAAACAACUCACCAAAAAACAGAUUUAAACACAUUUUCUAAAGGAGACAGUUCGCUGAAUAAUAAGGUUGGCAUGGCCUCCUACACCUGCAUCAGCUGCCGUGUGGCGUUCUCAGAUGGCGAGGUGCAGCGAGCGCACUACAAAACCGACUGGCACCGCUACAACCUGAAGCGCAAGGUGGCUGACAUGCCCCCGAUCACUGCUGAGAACUUUCAGGAGCGCGUGCUGGCACAGCGAGUGGCCGCUGAGCAGCAGCUGAGUGACACAGCGGCCACCGAGGGCUGUGCGGUCUGCAACAAAAGGUUCUCCAGCACCAAUGCCUACCAGAACCACCUGCAGUCCCACAAACACCAGCAGGCAGAGAAGCAGGCCGUGCUCGCCGCCCAGAAGAAAGUGGAGAAGAUGAACGAGAAGAACCUGGAGAAGGGGCUCGGCGAUGAGAAGGUGGAUCACGACGCCAGGAACGAGGCCCUGCAGCAGGCGCUGAAAGAGCAGCAGAGGAUGCCACAAGCACCGAGCAGGCAGAAGGUGGAGAAGAUGGAGAAACCUCCCAGGAUGAUGUGGCUGGAAGAACAAGCCAAGAGGCGCGAGAAAGAAGAGGGAGCUACAGCUGUGGAAGAAGAGUGGGAGGAUGUUGAGGUGGAGGAAGACGAUGAGAUGGAGGAGGAGGAGGAGGAGGAUGAAGAGGAGACGAUGGAUCAGGAGGAAGGAGACUCUGCGGCUGCAUCGCUGCCCGCUGCUCUGCCUGGCUCAAUCCCCGUCACUGACUGCCUCUUCUGCUCCCACCACUCCAAGUCUCUCAUGAAGAACGUCGCCCACAUGACCAAAGUGCACAGCUUCUUCAUCCCCGACGUGGAGUUCCUCGUCGACGUCAAGGGCCUGGUCCGCUACCUCGGAGAGAAAGUUGGUGCUGGAAACGUUUGUUUAUGGUGUAACGAGAAAGGUCGUUCGUUCUACUCGGCAGAGGCGGUUCAGAGUCACAUGACAGACAAAAGCCACUGUAAACUGUUCACAGACGGAGAUGCUGCGCUGGAGUUUGCAGACUUCUACGACUUCAGGAGCAGCUACCCAGACAGGCAGGAGGGAGAGGAUGCUGAGAUGGACGAGGAAGAGCUGCCUGAUGACAAGAACCUGGAGUACGAUGACGACACGCUGGAGCUGACUCUCCCUUCAGGUGCGAGGAUCGGUCACCGAUCCCUCAUGAGGUACUACAAACAGCGGUUCGGAGCUCAGAGAGCAGUGGUGCUGAGCCACAACAGGAACGCUGUUGGCAGAGUCCUGCGGCAAUAUAAAGCUCUGGGCUGGGGAGGAGACGGAGGAAACGGCGCCUUUGGUCAGAAACAGCGAGACAUGCAGUAUGUUCAAAUGAUGAAGUCUAAGUGGAUGCUGAAGAUGGGCAUGAGCCACAACGCCACCAGGCAGAAGCACUUCAGGGCCCAAGUCAUGUUCUAGAGGAAACCAAACGUGGUGACGUGGACUGGAGGAUUUUAAACAGUGAACAUCUCUGCUGUUUUCCAGCCAACAAGACUUUCAGUACAGAAUCGAGUUCAGCUGCUAAAAAUGGUGUUUGACAGAAAAUCAAACAUGAAGGCCAGAAUGAAUAGUGGGGAGAAAACUUUACUAACUUUACUUAUUUGAAUUGUCACAUGAGGAUCAGUUAAUUUUUUCAGUUUUCUCAAAUGUCCAACUCUGUCAUCUCUCUGUUGUUAUGAUUUGUGGCUCUGUCGUCUCAACUUCACUGCCAAAACUUGUGUGGAGAUCAAGAGCAUAAUUACAUUUAUGAAAUUAUUUUUGAAACAGCAGAUCAAUAUUAUGCACAUGGUUUUACUAUUUUAGACACUUCUCAGUUGCAUAACUCCUUUUUUUUCACUAACAGGAUAAUAUCUUUAUAAUUCAGUGUGCUCAUAAUACAUCAAACCAAAUAAAUGUUUCAUAUUUAUUGGA